AACACGAUGACACCAAAAUGGCAAAUCAGAAACCAAGUUUGACUGAAAAUCUAAACAGUUUUCUCGACGGUCACGUCUAUCCAGAGAAGAAAAUAAUACAUUCCAACCAGCAGGGGCUCAUUGACAGGGCCAUCUGUCCAAUUCUUCACCUCGUGUGUGAACAGGAUGAUCGUUUUCAGACGGACGUCCCGACUACCUCCGACUGUCGCUUCGGCGUGACCGCCAGCGACGAACACCGUUUUGACAUUUUGGUUCCUCUACCAAAUCUCCUCACCGUCAAGAGAUCAGAUAUCCCCGUUGAUGAUGGACGCUGUGUCACCUUCACAGACUCGUGCCAGAGCGACAAUCCAUAUGUGACCCCGUUACAAGGGUUCGGUUACUUGACAACGGACACAGAUGUUACGUUCCUUCAGGAUUUGAGCUGUACUAAUCGGCAGCAAAAGGAUGAUGGACAGGGAUCUCUGCUUCUACCCGGGAAGGUGUUGCGACGUUUUCAUCGCCUUGUGCAAGAAGCGGUCUCCACUUUGGAGAAGAAAUGUUUCUGGGAGAGAGAGCCAACUGUCUAUGAGGUCAAAGUAAACAGAGAAGGCCCAGCAGUAACGUUAACAUUUCUGCUGAAUGGCAACACCUUUAUUGUUAGUCUCAUACCAGCCGUUAAUAUCCAGCAAUGGCCAGAAGGGAUGGUACAGCGCUGGCCACAAUGUGCAUGGAUGACUAUGGACAGACUAGUCUCCCUCAAGUCACAUUUUUAUCUCUUUGCAAUAGGUCCAAAGGGACGAGAAGAUUCUCGCAAGAUGUGGUGUAGCUGUUUCUACCCAGGUGAGAUUCUCCUUGCAUCCCAAGCGGACAUCGGUAGCUCUACCCAGACUUGCCGUCGACAUGCCUUAAAUGCCCUCCUAGCUGUUUGUGAAGAAAACCGAGAGGACUUCAGUCCGGUCGGCGCCCGCAUCAUCCGCACUGUGUUCCUCCAUCAGUGCGUGCAGUAUCCACAAGAUGAAGACUGGGAACCAGGCAAGCUGGGUCGUGCCUUUGUGGAUUUAUUCCUGGCUCUUAUCCAAGCCCUCCUGAAGGGGACCAUUGCGCAUUUUUUCCUGCCGGAGACGAACCUUCUGGCAGCUCACGAUAAAAGAGAUCUUAAGCCUGUGGCUGAUCAUCUUAAAGCGAUUCUCAAUGAUAUUGUACAGCAUCCGGAGAAAACCUACUUUUUAGGAGACAGAAAUGGACGAAAGCAAUACACAAGGUUAAAAACUACAUGUGCUCCGAAGUUCUAGACAUUCACUUGAUUGGCCACACUUAAAGGGUCUGGGUACUUUUUGUUGGACAAAAAAUAAAUAGUCCACAGAUUUACAUUAAACUUACACA
Messenger RNA from Asterias rubens (European starfish), 1362 nucleotides. RefSeq names its product cyclic GMP-AMP synthase-like. The transcript is spliced from 4 exons. NCBI's taxonomy places the organism in Eukaryota, Metazoa, Echinodermata, Asteroidea, Forcipulatida, Asteriidae. The record is from RefSeq and is a predicted model, not a curated record. The coding region runs from base 18 to 1271 and encodes 417 amino acids.